AUGGCACAGCUACAAGAGUUAUUCAACCAGGCUGUAAAACCUCUCCCGGAGAUUGGGGAUGAGACCUUCGCAUCCCACUUCGACUCGUUUGCGGAUAAACAAGUGAUGCUCCUCGGAGAUGGGAGUCACGGCACAUCCGAGUUCUAUUAUGCGCGUGCGGAGAUUACAAAGCGGAUGAUCAAAGAACACGGCUACACGAUCGUCGCCGUGGAAGCGGACUGGUCGGAUUCUGAAGCCAUCGACCGAUAUGUUCGUUUGAGACCCGGUCCUAAGGCCCAAAUUGGAGGCAAGGCAAAGGGCUUCGAACCCUUCAAGCGAUUCCCGACUUGGAUGUGGCGCAAUCGCGAGAUGCAGGAAUUUGUCGAGUGGAUGCGUGACUAUAACAGCACCCAGCCACCUGAGAAGCGUGCCGGCUUCUACGGACUCGACUUAUAUAGCAUGGGUUCGUCGAUCCGUGCGGUGAUUGAGUAUCUUGACCGAGUCGAUCCGGACGCCGGUAAAAAUGCGCGAAAACGCUACGGUUGCCUGGAACGUUGGGUUGAAGACCCCUCUGCAUAUGGCCUGGCUGCCAUACGUGGAAUGGAGGACUGUGAGCCUCAAGUGGUGAAGAUGUUACGAGAUGUCCUCGCCAAUAGACUGAAAUACAUAGAGUCUGAUCCACAUGACGGCGAGGAAUACCAGAGUUCCUCGCAGAACGCGUUCCUUAUUCGAGAUUCCGAGCAGUACUACAAGUCGAUGUACUGGAGCUCAGCUACGUCUUGGACGCUCAGAGAUACCCACAUGGUCGACACUUUGCAGCGUAUCCUACAUCACCGUCCAUUAAACAAGGCAGUGGUUUGGGCCCACAACUCCCACGUUGGUGAUGCUCGAUUUACCAGCAUGGGAAGUCGUCGGAAUGAAGUCAACAUUGGCCAGCUAUGUCGAGAGCGACUGGGCCGUGAAAAUGUCGCCAUCCUUGGAUGUGGAACCCACACCGGCACUGUUGCGGCUGCACACGAGUGGGAUGAAGAUAUGGAAGUCAUGUCUGUCAAUCCUUCGAGGAAGGACAGUUGGGAAAUCGUGGCUCAUAACACUGGAGUCCCUCGUUUCCUUCUAGACCUUCGCCAAGAGCACAUGGACCCGACUCUGCGGGCUGCGCUCGCUAAAGAAAAUCGCCUUGAGAGGUUCAUCGGUGUCAUAUACCGUCCUGAUACCGAAAGAAUGUCGCACUAUUCACAAGCUCAACUGCAUAAACAAUUUGACGGCUACAUCUGGUUUGAUCGCACAGCGGCGGUUAAACCCCUCGAGAUCAUCCAGCCCGUCACAGCCCUCGGUAAAGAAGAGACGUAUCCAUUUGGGCUUUAA
Molecule: messenger RNA, 1344 nt
Organism: Penicillium subrubescens
Lineage: Eukaryota; Fungi; Ascomycota; Eurotiomycetes; Eurotiales; Aspergillaceae
Product: putative erythromycin esterase
Exons: 1
Coding region: 1-1344 (447 amino acids)
Biological process (GO): response to antibiotic
Source: RefSeq, a predicted model, not a curated record